AUAAAUUUUGUGAUGAGUACAUACACUACAUUACAAUGACCUUUUAGUUUUUACUUUUUAAAUUUUAACUUCCAGUCUACUACAGAUGUAAAUGUAAUACUACUUAUUAACUGAGUCAGCUUAAAAAGUAGUAUUUAAUAUACUGAAAAAUGUCUUUCUUGCCGGUUAUUAGUAUUCAGUGUGAUUGGAAUGAUGUACUAAGAUUGCCAAAUGGAAAAGCUUGGAUAUCCUCAAAGUAUUUAAAUAUUAUUAGUGUACAUGAAAAUAUUACUGCUACUCAAAAUAAACCCGAUGUUAAGCUUAAAUUAAAUGUACCCUCAUCUUAUCAAUUGCUAUCACAUUCAAAUCUCAGCCUUGUGCUAAAGCAUAUAGAGUCUGGUUUAAAGGUAGCAUUUGUUGCCCCAACAAAAGUACAUUAUAUUCAUAAAAAGGGAAUUUUGUCAUUAUGUGCAGCUGAUAAUUCAUUGACUGUGUCUUCAUGUGAAGAAGAUACACUUUUAGUAUGGGACAGUAGAACAGAUGAGCAAUUAUUGGAUUUAAAGGGACAUGGAGGUCCUAUUUACAAGUGCAAAUUUUUCCCAUCUGGGGUUGUAGUAGUGAGUGCUGGUGCUGAUGGAUCAUUAAGAAUUUGGUCAGCUCAAUCUGGCAUCAACCCAGUUACUCUUAAAGGACACAAGAUGGCAGUCACUGAUGUAUCUAUAGUAGAUGUAGGAAGAAAUAUAAUUUCUGUAAGCAGAGAUGGCACAGCCAAAUUAUGGGAUGUUGGCAAAGCAAAUUGUUUAGAUGAUAUUAUAAAAGAUCAGGGACAAAUAAAUUGCUGUGCUAUUGGCGUAUCAUGUGAUGACGUUCCUGUUGAGAAUACUAGAGAGGUUGGUACUGGCAGCAAAAUUGUUGUUGUGGGCUGUGAGGAUGGUAUGGUGGUAGGUACACAUGUUGCUAAGAGAGAAGAAAUAUUUAGGAGACAACUGGAGUCACCAUGUAAUGCAUGUGUUAUUAUAGACCAAGUUGUUAUUAUUGGUUGCAAUAAUGGAAAGAUAAUUCAUAUAGACCUUCAGAGUGGAGAUGUGAAAAAGGAAUUACAUGAAUCAGCCAGUCCUGUUCUAAGUCUGGGCUGUCUCUCCGAUGUUCUUUAUGUUGUUGGCAGACAGGAUGGUAACUGUGCUGUCAUGUCAUUACAAGAUACAUUUAAUUCUGUUCGUGUCCAACUAACUGGUUCAGAUUGUGAUGGGAUAAGAGAUGUAUCAUUUAACGGUAAAUGGAUUUUCGCCGGCUGCCGAGACGCACGAGUGAGGAAGUAUGAUUUCAACCAAAUAAAUAUUCACUUUAAGUAAAAGGCAAUUUAAUGUUUAAUUGAUUAUAAUUUCAUCUCGGAUAAGUUUGACAUAAUAAAGAGGUUAUAUUGUAAAAAUUAUGUUAUAACUGUAGCUUCGUUGCAUUUACACACUUGAUUGUAAUGCCAUUUGUCCUGAAAAGAAAAAAUAUAUAUUUUAUUGAAUUUGUA
This is a messenger RNA of Leptidea sinapis, 1501 nucleotides long. RefSeq names its product proteasomal ATPase-associated factor 1-like (gene Lis-1). Lineage: Eukaryota; Metazoa; Arthropoda; Insecta; Lepidoptera; Pieridae. The coding region runs from base 150 to 1331 and encodes 393 amino acids. The record is from RefSeq and is a predicted model, not a curated record. Gene Ontology annotation, molecular function: protein binding. The transcript is spliced from 6 exons.